UAUUCGUUUCAGUUUGGUCUCCCAAAUCUCUCGCUUCUCAUACAAAAAGCCAUCGAAAAUGCUGUCGAAUCUUGCUCGCCGCCACUUCUCGUCGUCGGUCGCUGCUGCUGCCAAGUCCAAGGUCUACGUCGUCGGCGUCGGCAUGACCAAGUUUGUCAAGCCUGGAUCGGUGGCCAACUUUGACUACCCGGACAUGGUCAAGGAGGCAGGCACCAAGGCGCUGGCGGAUGCUGGCGUCCCAUACGAAGCCAUUGAGCAGGCGGUCGCAGGCUACGUCUAUGGCGACUCCACUUCGGGUCAGCGCGCCAUCUACGGAUUGGGCCUCACGGGCAUCCCCGUGUACAACACCAACAACAACUGCUCCACUGGAUCGAGCGCGCUGAUGCUGGCCAAGCAGCUCGUGGAGGGCGGCAUUGCCAACUGCGUGAUGGCCGUCGGGUUUGAAAAGAUGCAGCGCGGAUCGCUCGACCUGUCGACCAAGGAUCGCGCAUCCCCGCUCGAUCGCCACAUGGCAACCAUGGCCAACAUCAACAAUGGCGUCCUCGAGAAGGCUCCUCCGGCGCCGUGGCUCUUUGGCAUGGCUGGCCGCGAGCACAUGCAAAAGUACGGCACCAAGAAGGAGUCGUUCGGCCGCAUUGCCCAAAAGAACCACAAGCACUCGGUGAACAACGAGUAUGCCCAGUUCCGCGACGAGUACACGCUCGAGCAGAUCAUGCAAUCCAAGGCCAUCACCGAGCCCCUCACCAUGCUCCAGUGCUCGCCCACCUCCGACGGCGCUGCGGCCGCCGUGCUCGUCAGCGAGGCCUUUGUCAAGCUCCACAACCUGCAGGACAAGGCCGUCGAGAUUGCCGGACAGGCCAUGGCCACCGACAUGCCCAGCUCGUUUGGCAAAAGCGCCAUGGCGGCUGUCGGCACGGACAUGACCCGCAAGGCCGCCACGCAGGCACUGGCGCAGGCUGGUGUCAAGCCGACCGAUGUCCAAGUCAUCGAGUUGCAUGACUGCUUCUCCACAAACGAGCUCAUCACGUACGAGGGCCUCGGCCUGUGCGAAGAGGGCAAGGGCGCUUCGCUCAUUGACAACGGCGACGUGACCUACGGUGGCCGUUGGGUUGUCAAUCCCUCUGGUGGGCUGAUCUCCAAGGGUCACCCGCUUGGUGCCACUGGCCUUGCCCAGUGCGCCGAGCUCACCUGGCAGCUGCGCGGCACUGCUGGCAAGCGUCAAGUCUCCAACGCUCGCGUCGCUCUUCAGCACAACCUUGGCUUGGGCGGCGCUGCUGUCGUUACAGUCUACAAGCGUUAAGGUUGACGCGACUCUGUUUCCUGUUGCAAUUCAAUCCAGAAACAAAUACAAUCUUGGAUGAAAAACCCAACUUGCACAAAAAAAGCAAUUUUGCUUCAUUCAUUCCUAUAAUACACAACUCAAAAA
Messenger RNA from Capsaspora owczarzaki ATCC 30864, 1426 nucleotides. RefSeq names its product lipid-transfer protein. The record is from RefSeq and is a predicted model, not a curated record. Bases 59 to 1300 code for a protein of 413 amino acids. NCBI's taxonomy places the organism in Eukaryota, Filasterea, Ministeriida, Capsasporidae. Gene Ontology annotation, molecular function: acyltransferase activity, transferring groups other than amino-acyl groups. The transcript is spliced from 5 exons.